Anopheles nili is the source of this 3597-nucleotide messenger RNA. RefSeq lists its product as uncharacterized. The transcript has 8 exons. Gene Ontology annotation, molecular function: protein binding; guanyl-nucleotide exchange factor activity. Lineage: Eukaryota; Metazoa; Arthropoda; Insecta; Diptera; Culicidae. Gene Ontology annotation, cellular component: cytoplasm. The coding region runs from base 1 to 3597 and encodes 1198 amino acids. The record is from RefSeq and is a predicted model, not a curated record.
AUGGAAAGCACUUGCCGAAAAAGAAGAGAACGAUAUCGCGCGAAAAUGUUAGUGAAAAACAGGCAAUCGUACAGCAUUACCCGGUUCCGGCCGGUCGGUGGUGGAGUGAACGCGCACCAUCACGGCCAUCAGAAGGAAAAGCUCCGCCUUGGGGUCAGUGUGAUCCGAGCGUACGGUUUCUACGUCGGUUUCGGUGACAUUGGGCCGGUGUGGCAUCGGAGCGAACACCAACCGGUGGCCACAUCCGGCCGGGAGUAUUAUUUGGCGUUGCGACCGGAUGAGGAUGGCGAUUUCCCGAUGACCGACUGUGCCAAUUGGGCGCAUCAGCGAACGCCCCUGCAGCUGCGAGCCGUUUCUAGUCCGUCGAUUUCUGAAGCUCCAAUCGAACCGGCACAGGCGCCCGGAAGAAGUAACCAGGAUGCGCACCUAACCACAACCACCACCACCAGCAGCAGCAGCAGCACCGGUUCCAACGCGAUCCAUCCCACCACGAAUGUGCGCCAGCACUCGUCACCGCUACAGAAGACUGUUCAUACCAAAGCGUCCGCCGGCGGGUCGACGAACCAUCAUCAUCAACAUCCGGCGCACGUGUCCGAAAGUGUGCUGCAAAAGUUCCGCAAAACGUUUUCCCAUUUUAAAACAUCCAAAGCGGCAGCCAACGUUCAGGUUACGGGAACGACCGGCCUGGGUUUGGGUGCGCCCGAACUCCAGAACGGUGCGACUGGUGCGAUGAGCGUAGACGAGAAGCAACAGCAACAGCAUCACCACCGAUUCGGUCCGCUGAUCUGGCGAUCGAGUAAGGAACGCCGCAAGACCAAGUCCCACCGGCGGGACAAAUGUAACAGCGGCGAUUCGGGCAUUCAGGUUGAGCUCGAUAACGAUGUCGAUCAGCAGUUGUUGCUGCAACAGCUACACCCACUCGAGCAUCACCCUGAAGGUGUUCCGGAUGGGGCACAAAAUGGGAAUGGAGGACCUCACACGCAGUACACCGGCGGUGUACCGGUGCGACGAGCCAACUCGGCGAAAGUGUCCACCACAAGCGGAACCAGCGUCAGUUCGUCCAUCCUAAAGCACAAACUCUCACUCAAGGGCAAGGAUAAGGAAAACGUUAGCAACAUAUCGCGGCUCAGCGGGAAAUCGUUGAGCCAACCGUCGGGAUUGGAUUGCAUCGUCGGUGGCCCGGCGGGUGGUGGUGAUUGUGUGGUGGAUGGCCGACGGCGGCGAAGAAGACAACACACGCGAACAUCCACCACGAUACCGACCGAGCUGGAUCUGAGCGAUAGCGAGAGCAUAUCGUCCCAUCCGGAUGAGGACGAAGUGGUCGUGGAUGAGGACGAACUGAUCGUUGAACCGGCGUUUGCUGAAGUGCUGUUUUCGUUCCGUCCCGGCGGACCCCAGGAACUGGGUCUCGAAAAGGGCGCCCUGGUGGAGGUGUUGAAGCGUGAAGCCGGCCCUUGGUGGUGGGGUCGCCUAAAAUCGGAUGCGGUUGUAGCGAACGGUGGAGACGACCGGAAGUCAUCCGAUUGUGGAUGGUUCCCGAAGGACUUCGUGAAGAUCGUACCCACGUACGCGAAACCGAAGCAGAUCAUCAUCAUCAGCAACAGUGGGAGUAGCGAGACGGGCAAGCAGCAACAUUACGGUGUUGCUGGUGAGGACGAUGACGCGGGUAGUAGCGCCUCGACACUGAUCGGUGACGGUGGAGGUAAUUGUGAUAGCAGCCGGCUGAUGGGAGGGCUGUCGGUAACGAACGAAGGCUCCACGAGUGGCGGGGAACCGCUGGAGGGUGCCACUAGUCACGAUCUAACGAAGGAGAACAUCAUCAAGGAGCUGCUGGAGACGGAGAUCAAUUACGUGAAGCUGCUCAAUUCGCUUUGUUUAGGCUUCAUCAAACCUCUGCGCGAACGGGAGGACAUCUUUUCGGUGGAAAGUGUAAAUCUGAUAUUUUCCAACCUGGAAAAGAUCUGGCGAUUCCAGCAAACCUUCCUCGACGCGUUACGGCUCGCGGUGCCAAACAACCGGAUCGGUGAAGUGUUCCUGGAGUAUCAAUCCGCUUUUAUGGUGUAUUCGUCCUACUGCAACUCCUACCCCCGGGCGCUGAUGGAGCUGGAAAACUAUGCCAACAAUAAGGAAGCAAACGCGCUGCUCGAAAGCUGUCGGAUAGCGGAAAACCUUCCGGAGUUACCCUUGUCGGCGCAUCUGCUUGCUCCGAUCCAGCGGAUAUGUCGCUACCCGUUGCACCUCAGCGAACUAGUCAAACACUCGCUCACCCGGAAGGAGCUGCUGCCAACGAUGCUCCACCGGAAGUGCACCAAAUCCGACCUGGAAACGAUGGACUGCCGGGAGGUGUUCGAGAUGGCCCUUACGGCGAUGCGCCGUGUCACGGAAAUGGUCAACGAAGGCAAACGGCACAGCGAGUACUUGUCCCGCAUCCAGGCGCGCUUCGAAAACUUCCAAGGUCCGUCGAUCAACGUGCACAGCACGCGGCUGUUCCUGCAAACGGACGCGAUCCGGAUGUCACCGAACCUGUGGAACAACACGUACACGCUGUUCCUGUUCGACCGGCAGCUUAUCUACUGCAAGAAGGACCUGCUCAAGCGCACCAACUACAUCUACAAGGGGCGCAUCUUUCUCGACAACUGCCGUAUCCUGAAUCUACCCGAUGGCAAGAUGUUCGGCGUAACGCUCAAGAACGCUCUGCGGUUGUACUGCGACACGCGCAACAAGUGGUUCGAUUUUUGCUUCCGCAGUAGCAGCAGCAAACUGCGCUUCCUCAACACGCUCUCGUCCGAGCGGCAGUUCUGUGGCGAAAGUCUCUUCGUGUCGGAACUGGAUGGUGGCGCAGCGUCCUGCUUCGACGAUGACAACCUCUCCGAUCGGGAGUAUUUCCCCUACGUGGACGACAGCAAGGACGUCGCGGAUGGUACCGGAUCCGAUAACGUGUACGAUCUGGUCGAUUCCGGUAGCGGGUUCCGCCCAUCGGUCGCAAGCAGCGCCUCAUCCGUAUCGGCCGGCUCACAGCACGCAAAAGAAUCUCUCAACAAAUCGAACCCAUCCGCGGUAGGCUGCAUGGUUCCUCCGAUGGCGGUUCCCACCAACGGAACGGGUGGUAACACCCUACCGAAGAAGUCUCGAAAAAUGCCCAAGGAAGCCGCUGGAACCGCGGGACUUUUGCAACACCAACAGCACCAGCAGGUGAUGGCCAGCUCGGAUUACGGUUCGAACUCGCUCGGUCGCCGCAAACUGGGCAAUUGGUUCCGCAAAGCGAAAAGCACCAACAGCACGCCAUCCCAAAGCCCAACGCACCAUCCGAUGGCGAUGUCCUUGGCGUCCAUCAGCAACAACAACAACAACUCGGACAGCUCCUCCCAGAGCAGCCUAGUGGCCGGUGGGUUCGCACAACGGGCCCUUUCGACACUCGCCAGCAACGGUGGCGUGAUCAGUGGCAGCGGAACCGUACUAUCCGCAGCCGGCACCGGUAAAGGUAAACCAUCCAAAUCAUCCGAUCAACCACCCACCCAUCAGGCGACAGCCGUGGUGGUCGACCAAUCUCAAUCCCAGUCCGUUACCGUCGCCGCCACCACGGCCGCUUCCUCCUGA